UCCUAUCUUUGGUAUCGAAAAAUAAGAAGCAAAUUGUGGGUGUCUCCACUAUGCCUAGCUAGUAUAGUGGGCAUACAACCGAAUACUGCUGGCCUGCUUUUGCACCACAAUUAAGAGCCAAUGCCUCUAUCUAAUUCUGCGUGAUUAACAAACAAUUGGAGUUGGUUGCGCAGACCUUGUGGAUACUGCGUUCGGGUUGAAUUUUUUCACCUCCGAAGUCUGUCCGAGACAGGAGAUAGCCCUAUGUUUACUAGUAGGGAAGGCUCUUGAUAGGUUCGCUUACCACGCCCCUAUCUCAUCGGACUGAUGCGUCAUCCUCUCGUCCAUAUCCACCUGCAUGCUUUGGUACCUUAUCCCGCUGCCUUCUGAUUGAAGUAAUGCCCGGACCAGAGUCGUUUCGAGCACUGGGUCAUUCGUUCCCCAGGAAUUGUCGUAUUUUAUGGUAAGGAGUUUUGGUUCUCCUUACCAUAAAAUACAAGAAGAGUCGGCAUCCUUCAUCAGACUGACGGCCAUGCUCUCAGUUUCUAUUAUCAAAUUAUCGUCUGAAGUCAAGCCAACUCGUUUCAUUCUCAUCCGAAGUGUUUCGCGCGGCUUAUUAAAGUUCUGUUUUGAAACCAGAAUACCAAGGGGGGUUUCUUGGCUGGAAGAACAAAUCCUCGCCUCUUUUUAAACUUGCAUCGUUGUGGAUUUUACUACAAUUUGAAGGCAGCUCGGUUAAUCAUGCCUAAUUUUAAGCUUAUUACAAGUGCUGCAACCUUAGGUCAGAACUCAACUACACUCUGAGAUGAGGCUCAACACCUUCCACUCUCACAAUGGCAGAUGCCCAGAGCCUAACAUGGAAGUUUCCGCAUCAUGGUGCAACACGUGCUUUAGAGACCUUGAACUUCAAGGACGGCUGCCAAAUGAGAAGCUUUAAGCCAAGUCUUUAGGUGACGCGUACAAAGCGCUGCCAAACCUCAGACUGAAGCCAAGCUUCUAGUUCGGCCUCAGCUGGGACUUGGCCCCAGCGACAACAUCUUCACUGCUCUGAAGUGCUUGACCUGGCAAUGCUCAUCCCUUCUAUCGGCAGUCCCAGCAAUCCCCAGGUCGCUUGCGGCUGGACGAUUAGGCCAUCUGGGAUGCUCUGGGUGGACAAACAGUCCAUCAAGACGGGGAAGCGGAAAUGUCCGAUAUGCCUCAACCAGGUCAAGGACCCGACGAGGCACAGAAAAAGCUUGGUGAGCGUGGCAUCAUAGGGAUUAAGGUAUGUAAGGAGGCUCCUCCGAGUAGGAAUGAAGUUGUUUCUCUUCAGUGUGGAGCACGCCACGUUCCAUCAGUUUCCUGGCAGUGAAGAUCGACCGACAUCUUCACUGUCAUUUCCUUUCCUGUUCAGCAAAACUCUUUCCAUCUGUUUGCGGCUCGGUUUUGUUUCUUUUGCAGAGCUCAAUACUUUCCUUCUUGCGCUGGCGCUCAUUUGUACCACUUCGUUUGAUUAGAGUUUUGCUAAAUUGUUUGCUUUCGAUAAUUUAUGAUCAGAUCAUGCUCUGCUGAGACCACCGACAGAGUAUAAACACACCAGAAACAUGUCAGUAGCCUCAUGUCCAAUGGGUGGUUCCGACCGCGGAUCACGUAGUAGCUCUUCCUGCCCAGUUGGAAGAGUUGGCCCUCGUGGGUGUGCCUUUUCUGCAUACCAGAUGACAGCUCCGUCAUCGUAUACUCCCUAUGGGACUCCUCAAGAUGCCCAGUCAGAGCAGUUUCUACGAUCCCAAGAACGCAAGACAAUGAACGAGUUAUUAUUGCCCGAAGCACCACCAAAAGAAGUCACCAAGGGAUUAAAGAAUGCCGAUGCUCUCAACCCAGUUGAUACCGAUGUACUGGCAAUGGCUUUGGGUGCUCCUGCUCGGCGUGUUCUUACAAGGGCAAUGGAACUUGGACCAAGAACAGGAUGGAAAGAUGGAUACCUCUCUUCACAAUGGGGCUUUUGUCCUCCAGAUCCAUCGGCGGCUCCUGUGGCUCUCAGCUUAUCUCCGGGUCGAGUAUGGUCUGAUUUGUGCGAGCGUAUGCCUGGCAUCGUUGCUAGAGGAAAAGUAAGGGAGUCAAUUCUCGCGCUUCCACUAGUUUUCGGGACACCAGAUACUAUCCCUGAUGAGGCAUUAUGGGCUGCGACCGUUUGUCUAGGUAUUCUGGCAAGCAUAUAUCGAUAUGAAGAAGCAAACGAUGGAAGUGAAGGUAUCAGUGUUGCUGCCCCGCCUGGAGCUUUCCGCAACUUGACCGGAGACGCCGAUGACGAGGAAGAAGAAACCAAGGGAAUUCCCAGAAACGUCGCGAUUCCCCUUCGUCAGAUAUGCACACGAAUGGGAAGAGUCUUACCGCAUCUCACACAAUUCGAUGUCAGUAUUUACAACUACAAGAUCAGGGACCACACCAGUAUUCAUCCAUAUCUCCCUCGUUGCGAAAACAUGGACUUGAGGUGGCCGGUAUUUAAUGAUCGUGGCGAGGCUAUGUUCCUUCUUUGCAUGGCCGAAAGCCACGGAUGCUUUAUCCCAGGCGUUGAGCUUGUUACUCGAUGCCAGGAAUGUGUAAUGUUGAAAGAUGAAGAAGGUCUUUUACUCGAGUUGGUGAAGCUGAAGCAGGUUGUUGACCAACUUCCUCACGUGUUCCACAAGAUCAGUGUAAAUCCAAACUCGGGUGAGAACUUUGCAAAUCCCGUUGAGUGGGGCCAACGAUAUGCCAAAUUCUCUGCACCACUUUCUCGACGAGUUCCAGCACUAUCAGGACUCGCACUACCACUAUUCUUGCUGAUGGAUGCUUUCUUGGGCCGGACCAAGUACGAUAGUUUCCUCGGAUUGGAAGCCUUGCACCUCAAGGCGUGGCUCCCAUUGAACAUCCGUGCAUUCAUUGCUGCGGUGGAGUAUAAUUACAAGGUGCCAGAGUUUGUGAACGCUAGCAAUAACCCUCGAUUGAAAGGCGUCCUGGAGGGCCUCGUCGAAUCGUAUAUGGGCGAGCGAGGUUGGAUGGGAACUCACAGAUACAAGGUAUAUGGUUUUCUCGAAGUCGUCGCAAAGACUGGCCGAAGCGAAACGAAUGGAAAUGCUGGAGCUGGCGACAAUGCUGGACGACCCUGGGAGAUGGUACAUAAAUCACUGUCAGAGUCUAUGAAAGAGCGAUUAGAUCCCUACCGCGGUGCGAUCUCUCAACAACCCCAUGAAAUGCGUGGGUCAUUUGAAGAGUGUCGAUUCAGAGCUCCAAUUAUCAAUCGCCAAUUCAUCGAUUCCGAUCCUUCACGGUCUACUGCAAUGGUUACCUUCGAUCUACAUAAUACUGGCAUCACCUUCAUGCCAGGUGACAGAUUGGCCGUCAUGCCUCUAAAUACCUGGAACGAAGUCGCUAAAGUCGCAGCAGCUCUCGGUCUCGAGGAAAUGCUUGAUCAACCCGUCUCAACAGCUCAAGCGCCUGAAUGGGGAAGAUUCGCCAAGCAUAUUGCUUCGGUAACCAGAAAUACUGCGAUUCCAGACUUGACAGUCCGAGAUAUCUUACGAAGAGGUCACCUGGCUCCUUUGACAAAAGAUCUCGUCAUGGCAUUUCACACACUUCUCCGUGCUGCUUCAAGUACCACUUUGAAGCUCCUUGCUUGUGAAGAAUGGCCUGUCCCAGGAACAGUGGGUGAUCUUCUACAAUUCGCUGUCGAGGAAGUCCCAUCUUCCACCUGGGAUCAAGCAUUCGAUCUGCAAGAUUUGUCGUGGCUGCCAAAACUGAUCCCAAUCGAAGUUCCAAGAACUUACAGCAUAUCAAAUUACUCGAAUGGACUUUUGCCCGACAGCGUAGACUUGACGGUUUCUCGAAGCAACUACCACAUUUCACCAGUCCUGCAGAUUCCAGGGCAGCCCACGCUAAGACAUGGUGUCAGCAGUGGCUACCUAAACUUCGACCUCUCUGAAAGUAACUGCACGGAGGACGAGGAGCCUCUCCUCAUCGGAGUUUCAAGACCACUCAACUUCCAGCUUCCUGUGUCCGUCACCGUUCCAAUUGCCAUGUUCGCUGGAGGCAGUGGAAUUGCACCGUUCCGUGGUUUUUGGCAGAGCAGAACACAAUCAGGCUUUGGUCGAAACAUCCUCUUUCUUGGAACUCAAUCGCGGGAUAAGUUCUUGUACGAAGACGAGAUUCGGAGCUACGUUCGUCAUGACAUGUUAGAGGUUCAUACAGCGUUUUCUCGGGACAAGAAUGGCCUGGUAUACGAUCCGAUAUCCAAGGACCUCGUGGAGAAGGAAAUGGAGUCUCGGUAUAUUGAUACCACGAUCAUCGAGCAAGGCCAGACGGUCUGUAAUCUGGUCAUCUCUAAGAGCCAAGGUGGCCUUGGUGGAUACAUCUAUAUCUGUGGGUCGAUCUCUGUCUACGAAACAAUCAUCUCUGGAAUUAGACAGGCAAUUUACAACAAUUGGGCAUCAACCAAAGAAUCUGCGGAGAACCUCCUAGCUGUCGCCUUUGCUGAACGAAGAUUCAUGCUGGACAUUUUCAUGACUCCCCAGCCGAUCUCGUACAACAGCCCCAUCAUUACCCUGGCGCACUUGGCACAACACACAGGUCAUAAGCCUAACUCUCGUAUGUGGCUCGCUGUUCAUGGCGGUGUUUAUGAUGUUACCGACUUUCUUCCAAUGCACCCAGGAGGAACACUAAUUGUCCGCGCCUCAGCUGGGCUUGAUGCCACAAAGACAUUCGAUGAGCUUGCCCACACCUCCAAUCCCGAAGUCAGCUCCCUCUUGUCCAAAUACUUCAUUGGUCACCUUGCACCCAAGCCGAGUUUCCACUCUCCCGAGUUGUCAGAACUCUACGACACAUGGCACGUUUACCUUCGCACCUGCGUUGAGUCAUUGACCACCCUCCAUCUCGAGGUUGACCACAUCAUGAAAGAUUCCAAAGUCUGGUUCCAGAACGGUCUUUUCAACAUGGGUGGUGUCAGGAAAUUCUACCAAUUCCAAUCUCGCCUGAUGCAGAACGGCUUCUCUAUGAUUUUCGGCGUCAAGAUGCAGGAGUUGCAUCUCAAGUUAAGCUAUGCAUUGGCUUCACUCAAGUCAGGUUCGUCCACCUCUAGAUUUCCAGACAUCAUCGGUAUCGUCACGAGGGCGCAAUCGAGCCCUGCAAGUGCGCAAGCCAGCAAUGAAAUUGCUCAGAUUGGACAAUUUGUGUGCAACAGUCAAGGGGCGCAGUUCCAGGAAAAUGGUAUCUUGAAAUAUGCUCAGACAGUGACGGCAUUGGAUGUGGAGUUCCUAGAGGAUAUUCUUGGGGAGGUGUGCAAGGGGAUGGAGUCUUUCGAAGGGAUCAAGCGACUUCAAGAUGGUCGUGGAAAACAGGCAACUCUGAAAAUAUCCGCCUAUCUCCUCACAAUCCUCGAGCGUAUUGCUCAGCGACUUGAAAUAUUCUAUUCCCGCUUGUCAACUCACACAAUCUAUACCCCCUCUCUCGAAGCCAACCCAGCACGAACACGCUGGAAUACCCUCCGGCGCAAGAUAUUUGACGGGUCGUUCUUCAUACUCGUACAUGAUUCCGACUUCGAUGCCCAGUCAAGAGACUACCAAAACCCAUAUCGAGCAACACGUCACGAACAGCAAGAUGUCGAUUUCGAUGCCGUGGUCAAACAAGUCCGCGCUGCUCUGUCUGAUAAUGAUGAUCUUCCACCACAAAGCUUUGGGCGUGCAGGGGAUGCUGAUUCUGGUAGACAGGAGCAAUCCAUAGAGCGACGCGGACUAGCAGCGGAGCAUACUCUACGUGCUCAGCCGAACCUCAAAUCUCCUUCCAGUUUCGAAGUUCACGAGCGGCGCAGUGCACUGAACAGAAUCAGCGUGUUCAUGGACAAGAAUACACAGAAUAUCAAACGCCUGUCACAGAUGCCUGGACUUGAAGGCGUUAGUUACCAAGCCAUUUUGAAUACCUACGGAGGCGCGAAAACAGGGAGAGAUAGUCCACUCCCUCCUCUACCUCCUCUACCGAAAGAUAUCAAGACAGUACAGAACGCAUCGCCGCUACCUAAGAAUACUACUCUCCAUCAUCGUCGUCAACGUCCUUCGGAUGUUAAUCUGAGUCUCACACCAAGUAAUAUCCAUUCUCCUCGUGAUACGCAGAGAAGGGAAUUCUCUCCUGCGGAUCUUCGACGAGUCCCACAUUCCAGUGUCGAUGAGACCAGGUCCCGAUCAAGAGCAAGUUCUCGAGGGAGUGCGGAGAGCGACCACUCUCGCCCUGUUGGGCUGAGGACUCGUCGACCCACGCUGAUUGAGAAUGUUGGUGUGCCGAUGGGGUUGAAGAUCCGCGGACAAGGUGGGGUUGGAGGGGAUGGGAUGGGAGGCAUUGGUGUUGGUUUUGGCAUAGGCGGGGGGCCGAGGAGUGAGGGUGGAGGUGGAAGGAGGAGAGGAGAUAGUGAUCGAGGCCGAGGACUGGGAAUCAGGCCUCUCACAGUGCUGACCAGUGGUAGCGGGGGCAUGAAUUUGAGGGAGUUGCGACUCGCUGGCCACUGAUGGUGUGGAUGGGUGGUGACGAGGAAAGGCGACGUGAGCAGUUUAGGAAUUUAUCUAGAUAGUAAAUGAUCCAUUUGACAUG
Cadophora gregata is the source of this 6567-nucleotide messenger RNA. RefSeq lists its product as uncharacterized. The record is from RefSeq and is a predicted model, not a curated record. Gene Ontology annotation, molecular function: heme binding; metal ion binding; NADPH-hemoprotein reductase activity. NCBI's taxonomy places the organism in Eukaryota, Fungi, Ascomycota, Leotiomycetes, Helotiales, Ploettnerulaceae. The coding region runs from base 1563 to 6485 and encodes 1640 amino acids. Gene Ontology annotation, cellular component: cytosol. The transcript is spliced from 9 exons.